Messenger RNA from Ictidomys tridecemlineatus (thirteen-lined ground squirrel), 1985 nucleotides. The record is from RefSeq and is a predicted model, not a curated record. NCBI's taxonomy places the organism in Eukaryota, Metazoa, Chordata, Mammalia, Rodentia, Sciuridae.
AACCUGGCGGCUGGAGUUUUCCCCUGAGCUGCGGAUCCCAGAGCUGUGCGUUCCCGGGGCUCUCGCUGCUGCCGUAGUGUAGUGUUGGGAUUCUAAUCGUGAUGGGGACAAAGGCGAAAGCCGGGGGAAAACAACUGCUUCUCUUUACAACGGCGAUCCUGUGUCCCCUGGUGCUGGGCAAGGGUACAGUACACAUAUCUGAACCGGAAAUUCGAGUUCCCGAGAAUAACCCGGUCAAGUUGCCCUGCUCCUACUCUGGCUUCUCUUCUCCCCGUGUGGAGUGGAAGUUUGUCCAGGGUGACACCACCAGUUUGGUUUGCUAUAACAACAAGAUCACGGCUUCCUAUGAGGACCGUGUUACCUUCUCACCAUCUGGCAUCACCUUCCAAUCUGUGACCCGGAAAGACAAUGGGAUGUAUACAUGUAUGGUCUCUGAGGAAGGUGGCAACAAUUAUGGGGAGGCCAGCAUCCAGCUUAUUGUGAUUGUGCCUCCAUCUAAGCCUACAGUCAACAUUCCCUCCUCUGCUACCAUUGGAAACCGGGCAGUACUGACCUGCUCAGAACAAGAUGGUUCACCGCCCUCUGAAUACAUCUGGUUCAAGGAUGGGAUACAGAUGCCUACAGAUCCCAAGAACAACCGGGCCUUCAUCAAUUCUUCCUAUACUCUGAAUCAGAAGUCAGGGGAGUUGGUCUUUGAUCCUGUAACGGGCUCUGAUACUGGAGAAUACAGUUGUCAGGCACAGAAUGGGUAUGGGACACCCAUGAAGUCAGAAGCUGUACGCAUGGAAGCCGUGGAACUGAACGUGGGAGGCAUUGUAGCAGCUGUCCUGGUGACACUGAUUCUCCUUGGAGUCUUAAUUUUUGGCAUCUGGUUUGCCUAUAGCCGAGGCUACUUUGACAGAACAAAGAAAGGGACUUCAAGUAAGAAGGUGAUUUACAGCCAGCCUACUGCUAGAAGUGAAGGGGAAUUCAAACAGACUUCGUCAUUCCUGGUGUGACCUGCCCUGGCUCAUCUCCUGUCCUCUGUGCUUGCCCCACUCAGGUGCUGCCAGACUCUGGUCCCUAGUGUCUAGUUUCACAGGAUGCCUUAUUUGUCUUCUAGACCCCACAGGACACCCCACUUUUAUCUUCCUUAGAAUGUGAUUGUAAUAAUGUCAGCUACGUGCCCCUUUUUCUUUUCUAUCCUCCCUACCUUUCCGACCACUGUUGAGUGGCCUGAGACUUGUAUAAAUUUUAAUUCCCUGUCCUAGCAGGGAGCAGGCAUGAAUUCUGGGCAUGCCUCUGUUGAUCUCCUUCGCUAAGUAGACAGCAAGAGUGGCAUGGCUUCCAGGAAUUCAAAAUCACUACCUGGCCUUACUGUCAUGGCCUUUGAAUAAGGAUCUUGAGCCUAACUCCUAGGCUCUCUCCUGCCAUAACGAGGACUGGUGCCAGCUGUUCUGGAGUGGGAUCUGGAGAGCAGAGAAGCUGAAAUGGUUGUUUGGUGACGACGUUCUCUUCCAUCUCUGGAGCUCAUUCUUCUGUCUUCCCACGAAAAGUGCCACUGGGAUCCUCCUCGCUAAAUCUUCCUCCUGAACACAAGCAGACUGACACUGUGUCCAUAGGAAAGUGGGAGGGCAUAGUGAACUUUCAGGGGACUUGGAGCGAAGACUUAAAACCACUGAUUGAAAGAAAAGAAGGCUAGAACUUUCUGUGCAAGCCAUCACUCUUCCCUCAGCUGGAACAACUGGACAGACUCUUUAAAGAUAUCUGUAGAGCUGUGAGGAUGUGCACGUAUUAUUUGUCUUGGUUCUUUGCUGAGCGCGCGCGCGCGCGUGUGUGUGUGUGUGUGUGUGUGUGUGUGUGUGUGUGUGUGAGUGAGUGUGGUCUUAGCUAUAUUUUGAAAUCAGGCGGAGUGUUGGAGGGCUUCCUAGCUCUUCUGUGAGAUUGUGUUUCUGUAUGUUUGCAUCAACCAGAUGUUUCUGGAAAUAAAAACUUGGUUUGUCAAA